This is a messenger RNA of Nerophis lumbriciformis (worm pipefish), 501 nucleotides long. The record is from RefSeq and is a predicted model, not a curated record. NCBI's taxonomy places the organism in Eukaryota, Metazoa, Chordata, Actinopteri, Syngnathiformes, Syngnathidae.
AUGGAGGAAUAUGCUAGAGAGCCGUGUCCGUGGAGGAUUGUGGAUGACUGUGGUGGGGCCUUUACCAUGGGCGCCAUUGGUGGUGGAAUAUUCCAAGCGGUAAAAGGCUUCAGGAAUGCACCGUCGGGAAUGAGUCACAGAAUGAGAGGCAGCAUGACUGCCAUCAAGACCAGAGCGCCACAACUUGGAGGUAGCUUCGCAGUGUGGGGGGGCCUUUUCUCCAUGAUCGACUGCGGCCUGGUAAAAGUUCGUGGGAAGGAAGACCCCUGGAAUUCUAUCACCAGCGGCGCCAUGACGGGAGCCAUCCUCGCUGCCAGAAAUGGUCCGGUGGCCAUGGUGGGAUCCGCGGCCAUGGGUGGGAUCCUGCUGGCCUUGAUAGAGGGCGCCGGGAUCAUGCUGUCAAGGUUUGCUUCAUCACAAUUUCCCACAGGCCCUCAGUUUGCAGAGGAGCCCGCCCCUAUGCCCGCCGCCCCCUUUGGAGACUACCGACAAUAUCAAUAA